This is a messenger RNA of Chelmon rostratus (copperband butterflyfish), 16627 nucleotides long. RefSeq names its product obscurin, cytoskeletal calmodulin and titin-interacting RhoGEF a (gene obscna). Lineage: Eukaryota; Metazoa; Chordata; Actinopteri; Chaetodontiformes; Chaetodontidae. Gene Ontology annotation, biological process: protein phosphorylation. The transcript has 75 exons. Gene Ontology annotation, molecular function: protein binding; protein kinase activity; ATP binding. The coding region runs from base 1 to 16143 and encodes 5380 amino acids. The record is from RefSeq and is a predicted model, not a curated record.
AUGGGAGACAACAAAGCUGGAGGAAUAGUAGCUGCUGCAAAGAACCGUCUGCAGGUGGUGAAGGCCUUGGAGGACGUAGAGGUGUCUGAGUGUGAGAGCUGCUCCUUUGAGGUGACCCUUAACCUCGCCUACAUCGAGGGUGUGUGGACCAGAGAUGGGAUGCAGCUCAAGUCGAAGCCCAACUGUCGCAUCAGCACGCAUGGGAAGAAGCACUCCCUCAUACUGAACAGAGUGGCUUUGGGAGACGCAGGCCUGUUCUCUUUUCAGGCCAACGGCAUUCAGACGUCCGGCAGACUCAGUGUCAGAGCUAGGGACAUCCAGAUAGUGAAGGAACUGGAGGAUGUUGAUACAAUGGAGCGUCAACUCGUGAACUUCCUGUGUGAGGUCAACCAGGUGGAUGUGGAUGGUCGGUGGUACAGAGAUGACUGCCGAAUUCGACAUGGCGACAACAUCAAAAUCAGACACCAGGGUAAAACACACACUCUGUCAUUCAAGUCAGUCAGGCCAGAGCAUGCUGGAGAGAUCAGAUUCACUGCAGAGCGUGUUUCAUCCUAUGCAACUCUCACAGUCAAAGAGCUCCCAGUCCAAAUAGUGCGUCCUCUGAGGGUCAAGAUAGCCAUGUAUCGCCACCGGGGUCUGCUGGAAUGUCAGGUGUCACGGCCUAAUGCUCAGGUCAGGUGGUACAAGAACAGGAAGGAGCUCCUGCCAAGUAAGAAGUACCAACUAAUCAGCCAAGAUAUCUACAGGCAACUGACCAUCGAUGACGUCUGCUCUUCAGAUGAGGACACCUACACCUGUGAUGCAGGAGAUGACAAAACCUCUUGUCAGCUUCUGGUGGAGGAGCAGGCUAUCAGCAUAGUAAGGGGGAUGAGCUCAGUGGAGGUGAUGGAGCCAGAGCCAGCGCUCUUCCAAGUCGAGACCAGCCUGAAGUCAGGGAGGCCGCCCCGGUGGACCCUGAAUGGUGAGGUGCUGGAGCCCAGCGCAGCAGUGAACAUCAACAGGGAGGGCACCCUCCACAGCCUCUGUGUCACUUCCACUGACAGCUCCAUGUCAGGCCCUGUGCUCUUUGUAGCUGGCAAGAGUCGUUCCACUGCCCAGCUUACUGUCAAGGAGCGACCCCUUCAGGUUGCCCACCACUUGGACGACGUCGAGGUGAAGGAGAACAGCUCUGUGACUUUGAGCUGUGGGUUUGCCCCCUCUCCCAGGGUGGUGCGGUGGUUUAAAGGUCGCACAGCUCUGAAGACCUCAAACAAGUACAGCAUGAAGAGGGAAGGGAAACGGGCACAGCUGACCAUUCAUGGCUUGACAGGGAUAGAUGCAGGACAGUAUCGCUGCGUGGCUGGAGGCGCACAGAGCACCGCACACGUGAAAGUAGAAGUGCGAACAUUGAAGUUGGUUAAACACCUUGAGCCAGUUGAAAUUGAGGAGGAUGGCUUUGCCACGUUCUCAUGUGAGCUCAACUACGUGAUUGCCAAUGUGGAGUGGCUCCUCAACAAUGUGCGUCUAUAUUCCAACGCCAUCAGCAGGAUCCAGCACAUGGGCACUAUGCACAGCCUCACAAUCAAAAAGCUGCGGCCACAGGAGAGCAGGGUCACCUUCAAAGCAGGCCUUCUCUCUGAGACUACCACCUUAAAGGUCAAAGAGCGUCCGGCAGUGUUCCUGAGGUCUCUGGAGGAUGCAGUAGGAGAAGAGCAAGGGGAAGUCUGCCUGCAGUGUGAAAUUUCCAAAGAAACAGUGACCCCCAUUUGGAAGAAGGAUGGUAUGGUUCUGGCUGCUGAUGAUAAACAUGAGUUACUCCAGUUUGGGAAGUCCAUGGCACUGAUCAUUCAUUCCUUGAGCAAGGAUGAUGCUGGGCAGUACACCUGUGACCUGGGCACCAGCCAGACCAAGGCUAAAGUUUCUGUACAUGACUUACACAUCACUAUUGUUCAGCGUAUGAAGACAACAUCUGUCCUGGAAGGCGAAAGCUGCACUUUUGAUUGUCACCUCUCUCAUGAUAUCAAUGAUGAGCCAUCCUGGACCAUCAAUGGCCAGGUGGUGAUCACCAAUAGCCGUAUCCAGGUUAUCAACAAUGGUCGAAAGUAUAAGAUGACCAUCAGAGAUGCUACGCUGACCGACGCUGGAGACGUGGUCUUCACGAUUAAAGACCUAAGCUGCAGGACCAUGCUCUUUGUUAAAGAGAAGCCAGUGCACAUCUUCAGGGACCUGUUGAACGUCAAGGCGGUGCCGGGUGAGGAUGCAGAGCUGAGCUGCGAGAUCACCAAACCAGACAUCACCAUCCACUGGCUGAAAAAUGGCCAUUUGAUUAGGCAGAGCCCUAAAUAUGAGAUGACUGUGGAGAAGAACCUGGCGAGACUGGUGAUCAAGAAUACCACCAUCAGAGACUCUGGAGAUUACUGCUGUGAGGCUGAAGGCGUUGCCUCACGUGCCAAGCUGGAGAUCAGGGAACUCCAGCACACAUUUGCAAGGGAGUUAAGGGACACGGCAGCAGAGGAAAAGGGUAAAGUGACCCUGGAGUGUGAGACCAGGCGUCCUGCCAAGCGGGUGACCUGGCUGAAGGGCAUGGUGGAGCUGAGGUCCGGUAGGAAGUAUGUCAUGAGGCAGAGGGGUGUGGUGCUGUCCCUGACCAUCACCUGUCUGGAGAAAUCAGACGCUGACAUAUACAUAUGUGAUGUCGGUACCAUGCAGAGCCGGGCACAGCUCACUGUACAAGCCAUCCCAGCAGAGUUCACCCAGCUACUACAGACUGCGGAGGCCAAAGAGGGGGAGAGAGUGACCCUGACUUGUGAAUACUCUCUGCCAGGGGUUCAAUUCCAAUGGAGGAAAGGUUUUGAGAGUAUCAGGUCUGGAGACAAGUAUGUGAUAAAACAGAGGAAGACCAUCAAUUCCCUAACCAUCAAAGCCCUGAGGCCUGAGGACUCAGGAGAAUAUACCUGUCAGUGCAGAGAUCACCGCACUACAGCAAGCCUCAAAGUACAUGCUAUCCCCAUUACAUUUAUACAGCAGUUAAAGAACAUGCAAGCAGAGGAAGGAAGCAAUGUCAUCCUGCGCUGCGAGCUGUCUAAACCUGGGAUUCCAGUAGAAUGGAGGAAGGGACAUGAGCUGUUGAAGAACGGUGUUAAGUACCAGAUAAGGAAAAGGGAGACCACGCUGGAGCUCCUGAUAUGGAAGCCUGUGCCUGAGGACAGUGGGGUCUACAGCUGUGUUUGUGCUGAUCAGAUGACAUCUGCCACUCUCCAAGUCACUGCUCUUCCUGUCACCUUCAAGCAAAAGCUGAAGAACCUCCAAGUGGAGGAAGGACAUAGCAUCACGCUGUAUUGUGAGAUUUCUAAACCUGGUGUCCCAGUGGAGUGGAGGCUUGGAGGAGACCUGCUGGAGAAUGGAGAGAAGUACCAGAUGAAGCAGAGGGACUCAGCCCGGGAGUUGAUCAUCAGGGAUGCUGAUCCAGAGGACAGCGGGGUCUACACAUGUGUCUGUAGAGAGCAGAGGACUAAAGCCACGGUUAAAGUUAUUGCUGUUCCUGCUACAUUUAAAGUUAGCCUGAAGACCCAGGAGGCUGAAGAAGGGAACAGCGUGACUUUACGCUGUGAGCUGUCUAAGAAGGGAGUCCACGUGCAGUGGCAGAGAGGGGGUCAGGUGCUGUCCGAGGAGAUAUUUCGAGGAAAGUAUCAGAUGAAGAUAGACGGAAAAACAGCUGAGAUGACCAUUCUCAACAUCCAACCAGAGGACGCAGGGAAGUACAGCUGCAUCACAGGAGAUGAAAAAACUACAGCUGAAGUCAAAGUGAAACAACGGCCAAUCAGAUUCCUUCAAGAGCUGAAGAAUAUUCAGGUGCAGGAGGGCAAUGGAGUGACUCUCUGCUGUGAGCUCUCUAAACCCAGCACUCCGGUGCAGUGGAAGAAGGGAGACGAUGUGUUGACCAGCGGAGAGAAAUACCAGAUGAAGCAGAGUGGCUCCACCCUGGAGCUCCUGAUCAGGAAAAGCCAGCCCGAGGACAGUGGCACAUACAGCUGCGUUUGUGACGACACAAAAACUACUGCCACCAUCAUCAUCACUGCGAUCCCAGUAACUUUCAAGCAAAAGUUGAAAAACCAAGAGGCUGUAGAGGAGGGCAGUGUGACUCUGCGCUGUGAGCUGUCUAAACCAGGAGUCCCAGUGGAGUGGAGGAAAGACGCUCAGCUUCUGAGGGAGGGGGACAAAUAUCAGAUGAAGCAAGAAGGCAGGAUGGCUGAGGUGCACAUCAGAAAUUUAAGUCUCACAGAUGCAGGGGAGUACAGCUGCUCUGCUGGCACUGUGGUGACUUCAGGUGACAUCAAAGUAAGAGCAAUUCCUGUAACAUUUAAACAAGAGGUGGAGAAUUUGGAGGCGAAGGAAGGAGACAGCGGAGUUUUCUGCUGUGAGAUCUCCAAACCUGGAGCUCCAGUGGACUGGAGGAAAGGCAGAGUCAUCCUCAAACCUGGGUACAAAUAUGAGAUGAAACAAGAGGGACGUCUCACUAAACUGGUCAUCAACAACAUAGAGGAGAGCGAUGCUGGCAAAUACACCUGCAAGACCAGUGACAGCCAAUCAACUGCUGAGCUUACCGUCAAAGCUCCUCCCAUCACAUUCAAAACAAAGUUAAAGAACCAGCAGGUAGAGGAGGAGAACAGCCUGACGUUGAGCUGCGAGCUGUCUAAGCCCGGCCUUGCUGUGGAGUGGAGGAAAGGACAAGAGCUGCUGAAGAAUAAUUUCAAGUACCAGAUUAAAAAUCGAAACAGUGUCAUGGAGCUGACCAUAAAAAACGCACAGCUGGAGGACAACGGACUUUACAGCUGUACGUACGGCGACGUCAAGACCACAGCCAACAUCACCAUUACACCGAUCCCCCUCUCCUUUAAAAUGGGUCUGAAGAACCAGGAGGCCCCAGAGGGAGGCAACGUGUCCCUUCGCUGUGAACUGUCCAGGGCCGGGGUGCCUGUGCAGUGGUGGAAGGCCGAGGACCAGCUCUAUCACGGGGGAAGAUAUCAGAUGACGCAGAGAGGAAAGAUAGCUGAGAUGCACAUCAAAAACAUCCAGCCCGAGGAUGUCGGGGAGUACAGCUGCAUCUUAGGAGAGCAGAAGACAACAGCUGAAGUGAACGUGAGAGCGGCAGCGUCCGUGUUCUUUGAAAAGGAGCUGGAGAGUCAAGUGGUGAUGGAAGGUAAAUCUGUGCUGCUGUCUUGCGAAGUGUCCAGUGCUAAUGUCCCUGUCACUUGGAAGAAGGACAACACUGUGGUGGAAGAAGGAGGGCGAUACAUUUUAAAGAAGAAAGGCCCCACACACACCCUGGAGAUCAAGAAACUGUGUCUGGAGGAUGCUGGAGAGUACUGGUGUAUCACUAGAGGCAAGAAGACCACUGCCAAGCUGAUCGUGAGGGAGCGCGUGCGGAUUGUUACAGAGCUGCAAGACAUAACGGUCACAGCAGGUGAGGAUGCAGAGUUUGUGUGUGAGCUGAGCCACGCAGACGUGAGCGAGGGUGUCUGGUGGCUCGGCUCCAGCCCUCUGCAGAAGAACGAGAUGAACCAGAUGAUGUGCCAGGGUCGCCGCCACCGACUGGUCCUCACCAUGACAACGCCUGAGGAGACAGGCACCGUGGCAUUUGUGGUUGGGGAGGAGAGGACCUCUGCACGGCUGCUAGUUGUUCCUAAGCCCAAAGUUUUAUUUGAGGAGAAGCCUAAAGACAUUCUGAUCAUGGAGGGUGAGACAGCCACUUUGUCCUGCACGACCUCUGAUUUUACCUCUCCGGUUGCCUGGAGGCGCAACCACAUCCCGCUCCGAAAUGGUGAUAAAUAUGAAAUACGUAAGGAGGGAAAAGUCAACCUAUUGGUUAUCCAUGAUGUGGAUCCCCUGGAUACUGGCAUAUACUCCUGUGAUACAGGAGAUGUUCAGAGCAGUGCCAAACUUACUGUAACAGAGCUCCCGCCUUUCUUCCAAGAAGAAUUGCAGAGUGUGGAGGUUGAGGAGGGAGGUUCAGCCUCUCUGUACUGUGAGCUGUCAAAACUCGGAGUGCCGAUUCAGUGGAAGAAGAACAGACUGCCACUGAGAGCAAGCAGAAAGCACGAGAUGAGGCAGGAUGGCUGCUUCCUCCAGCUUCACAUUAAGGAGCUCAAACUUGAGGACAGCGGCAGCUACUCGUGUCAAGCGGGAAGUGCAGAGACCACUGCAACUGUAUCAGUAAAAGAGCUUCCUCCAUUCUUCAAGAAAGAAUUAAGAAGUGUGGAGGUUGAGGAGGACGCUACAGCUUCCCUGUACUGUGAACUCUCUAAACCUGGAGUGUCAGUGCAAUGGAAGAAGAACAAGCUGCCGCUGAGAGCCAGCAGGAAGUACGACAUGAAACAAGAUGGCUGCGUCCUCCAGCUUCACAUCAAUGAGGUCAAACCUGAAGACAGUGGCAGCUACACAUGUCAAGCAGGAAGUGCAGAGACCACCGCAGCUGUGUCAGUGAAAGAGCUCCCACCCUUUUUCAAAGAGGAAUUGCAGAACGUGAAGGCUGAGGAGGGAGGUACAGUCUCCCUGUGCUGUGAGCUGUCUAAGCCUGGAGUGCCUGUGCAGUGGAAGAAGAACAGGCUGCCACUGAGAGCCAGCAGGAAGUAUGAGAUGAAGCAGGAUGGUUUCCUUCUGCAGCUCCACAUCAAAGAGCUCAAACCUGAAGACAGUGGAAGCUAUACAUGUCAAGCAGGAAGUGCAGCAACCACUGCAACUGUAGCAGUGAAAGAGCUCCCACCAUUUUUCAAAGAAGAAUUGCAGGACGUGAGGGCUGAGGAGGGAGGUACGGCCUCCCUCUGCUGUGAACUGUCCAAGCCUGGUGCAUCAGUGCAGUGGAUGAAGAACAAGCUGCCGCUGAGAGCCAGCAGGAAGUAUGAGAUGAAGCAGGAUGGCUGCCUCCUUCAGCUUCACAUAAAAGAGCUCAAACCUGAAGACAGUGGCAGCUACACAUGUCAAGCAGGGAGUGCAGAGACCACUGCAGCUGUGUCAGUGAAAGCACUUCCUCCAUUCUUCAAGAAAGACUUGGUGCGUGUAGAGGCUGAGGAAGGAGCUACAGCCUCCCUGCAGUGUGAGGUGUCUAAGUCUGGAGUGUCUGUGCAAUGGAAGAAGAACAAGCUGCCACUGAGAGCCAGCGGGAAGUAUGAGAUGAAACAAGACGGCUGCUGCCUUCAGCUCCACAUCAAGGAUCUCAAACCUGAGGACAGUGGCAGCUACACAUGUCAAGCAGGAAGUGCAGAGACCACUGCAGCUGUGUCAGUGAAAGAGCUCGCACCAUUCUUUAACACAUUAUUACAAAGUGUGGAGGCAGAGGAAGGAGGUACAGCAUCUCUGUACUGUGAGCUGUCUAAACCUGGAGUAUCAGUACAGUGGAGGAAGAACAAACUGCCACUGAGAGCCAGCAGGAAGUAUGAGAUGAAGCAGGAUGGCUGCGUCCUCCAGCUGCACAUCAAUGAUCUCAAACCCGAGGACAGUGGGAGCUACUCAUGUCAAGCAGGAAUUGCAGAGACCACUGCAGCUGUGUCAGUGAAAGAGCUCCCGCCAUUCUUCACGGAGGACUUGCAGAGUGUUGAGGUUGAAGAGGGAGGUACAGCCUCCCUGUGCUGUGAACUGUCUAAACCUGGAGUGGCAGUACAGUGGAGGAAGAACAAACUGCCACUGAGAGCCAGCAGGAAGUAUGAGAUGAAGCAGGAUGGCUGCAUCCUCCAGCUUCACAUCAAGGAGCUCAAACCUGAAGACAGUGGAAGCUACACAUGUCAAGCAGGAAGUGCAGAGACCACUGCAGCUGUGUCAGUGAAAGUACAUUGGAAAAAGAAUAAGCUACCACUGAGAGCUAACAGGAAGUAUGAGAUGAAGCAGGAUGGUUGCCUCCUCCAGCUCUACAUCAAGGAGCUCAAACCUGAAGACAGCGGAAGCUACACAUGUCAAGCAGGAAGUGCAGAGACCACUGCAACUGUGACAGUGAAAGAGCAUCCACCAUUCUUCAAGGAAAGUUUAGAAAGUCUGGAGGCUGAAGAGGGAGGUACAGCAGCUCUGUACUGUGAACUGUCUAAGCCUGGAGUGUCAGUACAGUGGAGGAAGAACAGGCUGCCACUGAGAGCCAGCAGGAAGUAUGAGAUGAAGCAGGAUGGCUGCGUCCUCCAGCUGCACAUCAAUGAUCUCAAACCCGAGGACAGUGGAAGCUACUCAUGUCAAGCAGGAAGUGCAGAGACCACUGCAACUGUGUCAGUGAAAGCACUGCAACCGACUCUGCCAAAGGUGGAGCCUCCCACGAUACUGCCUCGCGCAAAGGGCACUGUUUGCAAAACAACUACUACUGCAGAGAACGAGAGGCCUGUUCCUCCAGAGCCCAAAAAGAGAGCUAACAGGAAAGCAUCUAUUACAAAUUUAGAAAAAGACGUGGAGUCAGUGUUGGACCCAAAGCUGAAGGAGAAUAAUGAUGACCAAAAGGGAAUGCAACCUGCAGGGUCUAUGGAGAAAGACUUUGCUGUUUCACAGAAUGUAGCUCAACUGGAAAAGCAUAAGGAGAAAGACAAUGAGGUGUCCAAGAAGGCUGAUAAGACAGUGAGACUACAGGAGAAGGAAGAUGGGGUUGACAGGGGGGUGGAGGACCCACCAAGGCCUUUAGAAACAGAGAAGCAAGUUUUCAUGGAGACGAGACAACCAGGAAGGAAGUUAGAGAAAUUUGUCAAGGUUGACCAUAACGUGAUUAAUGUACCCCAGAGGGUACAACCACCAAAGGGCGUGACACCAGAGAUUGACAUCAGCACUGAGGAUGAACCACAACUACAAGAGGCUGCGAUCAAAAUCCAGGCUGUCUUCAAAGGCUACAAAACCCGCAAAGACAUGCGGCCUGUCUUUAAAGAGGUGUUUAAGAACCAGAGUGCAGAUCUUCAUGGUACAGUCACUCUAGUGUGUAUUGUAGAAGGGAAGCCCAGCACAGUGCGCUGGCUGAAGAACGGCCAACAAAUCGCUCAUGACUAUCGAUGCCGUAUUGAGACUACAGAGAGUGGCGUAUGCACGCUGGUCAUCAAAAACCUCACCGCCAAUGACAGCGGGAUCUAUACAUGUGAGGUGGUGAAUAAGUUUGGUGUGACCUCCUACAAUGGGAACGUAACAGUGGCACAACCUCAGAAGCCUGUUCCAAUAGUCCAGAAGCCUGUGCACCCACCCCUCGCAACCAUAACUCCUCUGCAACUUGCCCCGCAAAAACCUGAGGCCCAGACCAACACACAGACUCAGAAUCUGCCUCGGACGCAAAGCCAGAUACCCUGUACAGCUACAGACGCUGUGAGCUAUGUAGAAAGUGUGAGUGUCUCUCUGUGGGAGGCCUACAACCUGACGGAGCAGCAGGACGCACAGAUGAGCCUGCAGGAGAGGAGAGGAUCCUCACUCAUUGCUGCGAGCUCCAUGUCGAGUCCCUCUGAUUAUGACACCGCUCCGGAUAUGAUGGAACCUGUUGAGACUUGUCCAGCUGUACCAAGGGAAGUGACAAAUACAGUGGACCAAGUGCCUCCAAAAGAUGAUAAAGAACAGAUAACUCCUCCACAACCUCCUAAGAAACUACUGAAGGUCAAAGGGGCUCAUGAGGGCAGACUGAGGACACCAUCUCCUAAACACCACCGUGCUCACACACCCUUAACUAGUACUGUCUCUGGAUCAGAGUCAGAAGGGGAAGAGGAUAGACGAGAGACAUGUGAAAUGUAUGUGGCUCGAGCUGAUUGCAGUCCAAACAGUGGAGAUAAGGGCAGUUUUGUUCUGAAGGAGGGCCAGUUUGUAGAGGUCCUGGAUUCUGUUCACCCUGACAGAUGGCUGGUGAGAACCAAACCCACCAAAACCAACCCCGCUCGACAGGGAUGGGUGUGUCCAGCCUAUCUGGAGAAGAAGAGAAAGGAGACCUUCCCACAAUUGAGAGCACCUCAAGAGGAUCUUGAUGGAAUUGGGUCGACAGGAGAAGAGUACAGGAGAGCUCUGAGCCAACUGAUCCAAGGCCUGAUUGAUGGAGAAGAGGAGUUUGUAAAGGAGAUGAAGAUGUUCACCUCACACCAGCUAAAUUAUUUGGACUCUUGCCGCCACGUCCCCAUUAACAUCCUCAACCAGAAAGAGAUCAUUUUCAGGAACAUGAAGGACAUUGUUCUUCUGCACGAGAGGUCCCUCCUUCCCGGUCUGAGAGAGUGUGCCACAGAUGACGACGUUGCCAUGCGUCUGAUCAAGCUCACUGAGGACUUUGAGAAGUAUCUUCACUACAUGGCGGGACAAGCACAAGCAGAGGCCUGCGUCACGGACAAGGCUGUCCAACAGUAUUUCAAAGAGUUAACAGAAUCUGGUAAGCCUGAGGCUCCUGCCAUGGAUGUCCUUACCUACCUCCAGCGACCGGUGGAGAGGAUUCAAACCUACCAGUCUUUACUGAAGGAGUUAAUCAAGAACAAAGCCAAAAGUGGCCAGAGCUGCUGUCUUUUGGAGGAUGCCUUCUCCAUGGUGUCCUGUCUACCCUGGAGGUCUGACAACCUGCACCAAGUGUCCCUCAUUGAGAACUACCCAGCUCCUCUAACAGCACUGGGCGAGCCCAUGCGGCAGGGAGUCUUCACAGUGUGGGAGGAAACUCCAGAAAUCAAGACAGCCUCUAGAGGGCACCAGAGACAAGUGUUUCUCUUCAAGGAAUGUAUUGUACUGUGUAAACUGAAAAGAGACACGAGUAUGAACAGUGACACCUUCACCUUCAAGAACAAAAUGAAGCUGAAUGAUGUGGAAAUAAAGGAGGCAGUGGGUGGCGAUGAAAAGUCGUGGGGGUUGUGGCAUGAGCACAGAGGUUCACUGCGAAGGUACACGCUGCAGGGCCGCUCCUCCCUGGUUAAACUCUCCUGGCUCAAGGACCUGAAGGAGCUACAGCAACGUUCCAGCCUGCCCACUAACAGCCCACCGGUGUUUGAGUCACUGUUGUCUGACUGCACAACAAAGAUAGGACAGACAAUCAAGCUGACCUGUAAAGUCACAGGAUCGCCAAAACCAGCGGUCAGCUGGCUCAAAGAUGGUCUCCCUUUGGAGGAUGACCCCCGUCACAUCAUCACAGAAGACCGAUCAGGCACCUGCAGUCUCAUCCUGGACAGCCUCACCGCAGAGGACUCUGGACAGUAUGCUUGCUAUGCUAACAGCUUCAUGGGCGGUGCUGGUACUCUGUCUAAGGUUGUGGUGCAGGCUCCACCCAGAUUUGUUUGUCGGCUGGAAAGUGCUUGUUUGAUAGAAGGAGAGGACAUACAGUUUACCUGCUCCACACUGACUACUCCUUUACCACGGAUCAGGUGGUUGAAAGAAGGCAGAGAGUUGUCUGACCAGCAAAAAUACUCCAUCCUGAAUGAUGCUCGGAGUGGGAUCUUGUGUCUGACGGUCAUCAGUGCAACAGAGGCAGAUAUUGGACAGUAUGAGUGUGAGCUUUCGAAUGAGUUUGGCUGUGUCAAGUGCAAGGCAGGGCUGUGCCCCGCUUAUGUACCGCAGAUUGACAUCGAGAACGACCAACCACAGGACUUGCCUCCCAAAGAUGCAGACUCAGAGGGCUGGUCCACUGCCUUUGUGAAGAAAUGGUUACAGACUGAUUUCAGCCCCACCUCUAUUGCUAAGAUGCUCUUCUCUCCUGAAGACCCUGAACAAGCUGAAUGUGGUACUGAACAGGCUGUCCCUGCCUCUACAUCGAUGCGUCAGGUGCUACAGCAGCCCCUCUGUUACCUAGAGGAUGAAGAGGAAGAGAUCUACAUCUCAGAGUCAAUGCAGGAAAUUACAGACGCUCCUCCCUCCAUCCAGGUACCCACUGAGGACCUGUGUGUAGAGCCUGGCCAACCAGCUACAUUUACUGCCAUCAUCACAGGAAGACCUACUCCUAAGAUAGAGUGGUACAAGGAUGGAGAGGAGCUUGCAGCCAGUGAGAAUGUGGAGGUUGUACAGCAUGGUGCCCGCUGCUCAGUGACCGUAGUGUGCCCUGAGGGUGAAGACAGUGGCAUAUACAUCUGUUUCGCCUACAAUGAGUCUGGCCAUGUGUCGUGCCAGGCUCAGCUGACAGUGGAGGAAGGCCCACUGGAGCGUCAGGAGAGAGAGGUGGAGUUGGGGAAGAGGAGGAAAUUAUUCUCUGUCUAUGAUGUCCAUGAGGAAAUUGGAAGGGGAACCUUCGGCGUAGUGAAGCGUGUUAUCCACAGAAGGACAGGUGAAGUGUUUGCUGCUAAAUUCCUGCCUCUGCGGAGCAGCACUCGGACCAGGGCCUUCCAGGAGAGGGACCUGCUGUCCCGCCUGGCUCACCCCAGAGUGGCCUGUCUGCUGGACUUUUUUUGCACCAGACGCACUCUGGUGCUGAUCACAGAAAUGUGCUGUUCUCAUGGACUUCUGGACCAUUUAUUACUUAAAGGAUCAGUCUCAGAGAGAGAGGUUCAGUCAUACAUCCAGCAAAUCCUUGAAGGCGUUGGUCACAUUCACAGCAUGAACAUAUUGCAUCUGGACAUAAAACCUGAUAAUAUCCUAAUGGUGUAUCCGCCCAGAGAUGAGAUCAAGAUCUGUGACUUUGGUUUCUGCCAAGAAAUGGACACAUCCAGACACCAAUACAGCAUGAUUGGUACACCAGAGUUUGUUGCCCCUGAGAUUGUUCACCUGGAGCCAGUCACUGUGGCCACUGAUAUCUGGUCUGUAGGUGUGAUAGCCUAUAUAUGUCUGGUGUGCCGAUGCCCUUUUGUGGGUGAGACGGACCGUGCUACACUGCUGAGGGUGGGGGAGGGGACCCUGAACUGGGACGCCCCUGAUGUCACGUACAGAAGCCCUGAGGCCCAGGACUUUCUCCACAUGCUCCUACAGCCAGAUCCAGAGAAGCGGCCAUCUGCCUUUGAGUGCUUGAGCCACGAAUGGUUCCAGGAUGAACAUGCAGGAGAAGACACUGAUGAAAUCAACACAAAGACUUUGAAAGUCUUCAUCUCGAAAAGGAAGUGGCAGCGUUCUUUGACUUGCAUUGGGUCAGUUCUCACGUUGAGGCCCAUCCCUGAGCUGCUGGACGCUCCUCUCAGAGAUACUGCAGUGACAGUACCCCGCGAGCCCCAGGAACACAGCAGCACCUCUCUGAGCAGUGGCUCCUCAUCCGAGUAUGACGAAGCUGACUCUUGGGACUUUUUCCAGCACUGCAGCCAGACUGAGGAGGAGGAAGAAACAGAGGAGGACUAUGAUCCUUUAAUGGAGAGAGCACAGAUCCCCGAGCCUUUUGCCAAAAUCCACCUAGAUGCAGAGGAGGAAGAGGAGGUGACAUUAGGGGAGGAAGAGGAUGGGGAGAUGGUAGGAAGGAGGAGUGUGCUUGAGCGGAGUAUGAGCAGGCAGUCAGUUGCGUCAUCAGAUGUGUCGUGCCAACAGACACCACAAAGGGAGCGUAGGUUCAGCAAGGACAGCAGUCCAUCUCUUUACCUAUCAGAUGGGGAUGAAGGUUCAGGGAGUGACGGAGGUCGUAUCCCUCGAGGCAGCGUCAUCCGAAGCACUUUCUACAGCACCUCUCAUCAGCUUUCACCCAUGUCUGCCAGACACAUGACAUUACGGGACAAGUUCCAGGCCAAAAAGCAGGAGAGGGGCCGCAAACCGCUCCGGAGAAGCUUUUCGGGACGCCUCAAUGAGCCUCUCAUUGAAUACGUGGAGGAUGAGACAGAGACGAAUCGCGGCCAGAGACGAGCAUCAGUCCAGCCCACAAUGCAGAAGUCCUGUUCGUUUGACAGUGGUGUAGGCCUCACCCACACCAACGUACCCCCUCACAGGAGGAGCAGGUCUCUUGAUGAGUAUUCUCGGCGAUCUCCAAGCUCACCCAAGCGCACAAAGUCAGGUGAAGAAGAAGGCUCUCAAAGUCUGAAGGAAGAUUUCACCGAUGAUGAAGUGGCAGGGAGAAAUUUGUUGGCCAUCCCGAGCCCUCGGCGACCCACAAGAAGACGAGGCUCAGUCGCUCCAAUACAAGGGACUUGCAUGCUGGAUGGAUCAUCUGUUCCCUCAAGCCUCCUUGCUGGAAACAGAAGGAUCCCCAGACUGCAUCAGGAGCAGACAGAGGGUGACACCUUGGCUGGCUCCCAGGGGUCUUUGGCUGAGUCCUCUAUUUUGGAACAUGGUGGCUCUGAGUCUUCAAGUCGACUCGGCUCCUGUGAGGAGCUGAGUCAUGGUCAUCUCGGAGGAAGAUACAGAUCAGGAGAGAGUGAAGGGUAUGAUGAUCAGGGGGGGCCUCUGAUUUCACCAUCCCCAUGCUCAUUCCAGGAAGUUAAACCCAGAAGCUCGUAUCCCCAGGCACCGCCGCGUAACCGCACCCGCUCCAACCCCAACUUAUCUACAAACAGCAGAGGUCAGCCAGGGACCCCACUAACGGCAAGCCCCAGUCCUAGCCUCUCUUCUCUUCAGGCUCCUGAGAGGCCUCCCAGGGCCAGGGACAAGAAGGGGAGCCAUGGCCUCCAGAGGCAUGCAUCCGCUCCAGCCCUCGAAGCCCGGCCACCUACGGGAAAGUCACCUAAGCUGGGACUGCUAAAGAUCUUCCGCAGGCAGUCCUGGACCGGCCAUUCAUACUCCCAGCUGGAGAACACAGAGUUAGGACCCACACUAGGAGAGAUCAUGAAGCCAGAUACUCCCACCAUGUCUCUGAGGAAGAAAAUGAGAGCUUCAGCCUCCAGCCUGACCAAACUGUUCUCCAGGUCUUCUAGUAAGGAGGAUGUGAGCAAAGGAGGACCAAUAGUAAAAGGAUCUGCUCCCAUCCCACCUGAAAGGGAGCACAGCAGUGGUCUUGAGAGUCCAAAAAAGAGGACCUCCAAACUCUUGCCUUCUUUUAAAAUACCUGCGUUCAAAAAGACAAAAGAUCUGCCAGUCCGUCCCAACAAGUCUGAAGUGCUCCAGUUAGAUGGAGGUGGAGUCCUGCUGGUUUGGAGACCAGUUCAGUCAAGUGACCCCAUCACUUACUGUGUGCAGUACUGUACAGAUGGUGGGGAAUGGACGGUCCUGUCAGAGGAGGUGACAGAUAGCUGCUAUGUGGUGAAGGAUUUACCCAGAGGAGCUUCUUACGUGUUCAGGGUGGGCUGCAUCACCAAGACAGGAGCGGGACCUUUCAGUGACGCUUCAGCACCUGUUGUUAUGGCGACUCAUCCCGAAGACACUCACAUUCCUCUCAUCCAGACUGAGUCACUGGGGUCAAAGGUCAUUGCGUCAGAACAACAGACAACACAGAAGAACUACAGUUUCCUCUCUGAGAUCAACAGGGGUCGUUUCAGUGUCGUAACCCUGUGCAGGGACGUUGAGACCAGCCAAGUGUUUGCUGCCAAGAUCACCCCUUACCAGGCUGAGCAAAGGCAGCUGGUGCUAAGGGAAUACCAGCUGCUGAAGAGGCUUCAUCACCCCCACCUGGUGCCGCUACACACCGCCUACAUCACCUCCUACUACCUGGUGUUAGUGGAGGAGCUCUGCCCUGGCAAGGAGCUGCUCUACAGUCUGGCAGCGAGAGACCUUUACGCAGAGGCUCACGUCGCGGAGCUGCUGGUUCAGAUUCUGAGCGCAGUCGACUACCUUCACAGCCGUCGGGUCAUCCACCUGGACCUGAAGUCUGACAACAUGCUGGUGGAUGAUUGCAACCACCUGAAGAUAGUUGACUUAGGCUCGGCUCAGUCCUUCACACCCGGUCAGCCUCUCAGCAUCGAGCACAUCCAGGGCCUGUCGGAGAGCAAAGACUGCCGCAGCAAAGUUUAUAUUGUCCUUCCCAAAGCUCCGGAAAUCCUGGAGGGUCAAGGUGUCGGCCCUGAAACCGACGUUUGGGCUGUUGGAGUUCUGUCGUUCAUCAUGCUGAGUGCCGACAGCCCGUUCCAUGCAGAGCUUGGCUGGGAGCAAGACAGAAACAUCAAGAAAGGGAAGAUCCAGUUUGGACGCUGUUACCCUGGUCUGUCAGAGGGAGCCUUAAACUUCAUGAAGAGCAGCCUGAAUAACAAAUCCUGGGGCAGACCCACUGCAGCCGAGUGUCUCCAGAACCCCUGGCUGCGUGCCCAUCGCGCCCCACACAAAGGCCGACACUCCAAAGUGUGUUUCUCCACAGACAAGCUGAAAGAUUACCUCAAGCAGAAGGAGGAGAAGCGAGACCAGGUCCGCACCAAACUUCAGGGUCCCUUCUUCCAGUAAGGCAACACUGCAGGGGUUUCUCCCUCCGACAUGGCAGCCUUCUAACGUUUCCUUUCAGCUGGAUGUUUCCUGUGUGGCUCUUUUCUGGCUGGCCAGUGCCAGGUCAGACUCCUAGAAUCAUUUUAGUAUCCUCUGAUUUUGAAAAUGUGAUGCGUCUUAAUGCGUAUUUAUCCGUUAGCUUGUGUAUGUGAGUUUGCUGCAGUUUUUGUGCUGACAUGGAAACAUAUCAGGGAUAAGGUUUAGUCUCAGCGACGAGCGCGUGACUCGUAAAAGAGAAACCGUCCCUGUGUUUCUCAGUAUCAGACGGAUGCACAUGUUUGGCCUGAGAGAAAAAUAUUUUCUGUGCUAUUCUUCUUCAUACAGAAAGCAGAUAUUUUUCUGAGUGAUAUAUUUUAUUUAGAAAUUUACACAUUAUGCCUUAAAGUUACAAUGUAUAAAUGGGAAAUGAAUUAGAUUCAUAGGUGUCAUUGGUUUCAUAAGACUU